Paramecium sonneborni is the source of this 1565-nucleotide messenger RNA. Lineage: Eukaryota; Ciliophora; Oligohymenophorea; Peniculida; Parameciidae. The record is from the annotation of a GenBank genome assembly.
AAAUUCAUGUACAAUAGUAAAUAAUUGUCGUCGUAAAUAUAUAGAUGAAACAGUUCCAUAUGUUAAGAAUAUUCUUAAUUAUAUAUAUUCAUUUGAAUAUAACAUUUAAAGAGUUUUCAGCAGAUUUUAUAAAAGAUGAGAAGGAAUUUGGUGGUUUAUAAAUGUUAAGGGAUUUAUUAUAGAGAAAAGUCCAGAUAAAAUAAUGUGGAAAUGUAUAACUCAUUAUGGGGAAGAGAUAAAUGAGGAAGGAUAAGCAAUAAUUUAAGAGAAGAUUUAAACACCAAAAACAAAAGUCGCAGAUAUGAGUUAAAAGUAAAAGACUUGUAAAUAUUGUGAAUAAUAAUAUCCAGAACAUCAUUUAUAAUAUAAGACGACACUAAAAAUGAUAAUUUAAACUGAUAAACAUUUAUAUUGGAGAGGUAAGACAUUCAAUUGGAUUGACAGAUCAGAUAUAUCUAAUCUUGAAGUUAGUAAUUUAUAUCAUGAGCAUAAAGUAUGUAAACAAUGUUACACACUAUAUAAAGAAACUUAAUAAUUAAUUGAAUUAUAACUUUAAUUUAAUAAACAAUUAGGAUUACCAAGUGGUCAAGAUACAAUGAAUUAAAUGUUGACACUCAAAGCUAAUUAAGUAAACAAUGAAACUGUUAAGAAUGGAGUAGAUGAUUCUAAAUAAGUAUUUAAUAUUUCUACUACUAAAUAAUUAAUACUUAAUAAUUAAUCUGUUCCUAUGAUUCAUAAUACUGUUAUAAAAACAUUGAAUAGAUUUAGAUUUAUGAUUUUGAUUCAUUCCAUAAGGGAUGUUCCAUAAAAUGUCGAUUUAUCUAAACAUUAUUAUAUAGAAUGUAAUAUUUUUGAUUGGAAAUUUAAAAUCAAAUUAGAUUUAAUCUAAGGUUAAUUAUUUGAUAAAGGGUAUUUCUUAACAUUAAAUCGUAUGAGACCCUACUAUUUCUUUAGUGAUUAACGUAGAGGAUGGAUAGAAUAUGUUAAUUAUUUAAAGUAAAUAUUAAUAUAUUUUCUAUUCUUUUAUUAAAUUAUGUUGAUUACAUUAUUUAAAUUAAAUACUAUUUAAAUACAACUAUUUAAGUUCUACCUAUGUAUUUAUAUUAAGAUAAUACAAAAAUUGGUGUUUUAGAACUUUAAGAUCUACUUUCUGAAAGAGUUAUUGGGAGAGAAUUCCUUAAAGUAUUUAGUGUAAAGGAUUGCUAUCCAAUAUUGAGUUGGUCAUUAAAUGUAUCAAUGUUCAAUACUCUUAGUUAACACUAGGACUUGUUGAUUCUGGAUCUGUAAAUUUUACAAGAAUUAAAUUAUUAGAUCAUUUUGGUAUCUAAUUACCUAAUUCUGAUUAUUGUACUUGUGAACCUUUACCUGCUGAAUGGAUGACUAUAUUAAAUUAAAAAAAAGAUGUUGAAUUUAAUAAAUUUGAAAGAUAAAUUACUACUUAAACAUUAAAGAGAGUUUCAACUGCUCAUGCUAAAUUAUAAAAAAGUAAAUUUGAAGGAUCUUCACUCUAACAAGAAAUGAUGGAAUCUUUCAAUGGUUCAACUAAAGAAUUAUUAGUUAAUUGA